UUUGGUUCUCACAUUUGCAAAAUACAGAUUAUAGAAAGACUUACACACAUACAACAUAAAGCAUUAUCAAAAUCCCAAGAAGCAAAAAAGAUACAUACUAGUAUGUCAAAUGUUGUGGAAGAACCUCGUCUGGUGGUUAGAAAGUUUCUAGCCAGGCCUCAACAUGAAGGUGUUGGUGCCAUUGUUAGACGCAGCAUUGGAAGGUUUGAAUUGAAGUACUUUGAUCCUUUUCUUGUUCUAGAUGAAUUCUCAGUUUCUUCACCUGCUGGAUUUCCUGAUCAUCCACACAGAGGAUUUGAAACAGUCACAUACAUGUUGCAGGGAGCUAUGACACACGAAGAUUUUGAGGGGCACAAGGGGACAAUAGGAGUUGGAGAUUUGCAAUGGAUGACUGCUGGAAGAGGAAUAGUUCACUCCGAGAUGCCUGCAUCCCAAGGUACUCAAAAGGGCUUGCAGUUGUGGAUCAAUCUCUCCUCCAAACAUAAAAUGAUUGAGCCAAGGUAUCAAGAAAUUUCAGGCAAGGACAUCCCAGAAGCUACAAAAGAUGGAGUUAAGGUCAGAGUAAUAGCUGGUGAGUCCUUAGGAACCAAAUCACCAGUAUACACAAGAACACCCACUAUGUACUUAGACUUCACUCUCAACCCAGGGUCCCAUCUUCAUCAACCAAUACCCAUUUCAUGGAAUGCAUUUGUGUAUGUUUUGGAUGGUGAGGGCAUUUUUGGCAACUCAAAAUCAUCGCUUGUAACGCCUCACCAUCUUCUUCUCCUGGGCUCUGGGGAUGGGCUUGAAGCUUGGAACAAGUCAUCGAAGCCACUAAGGUUUGUGUUGGUUGGAGGUGAGCCGUUGGGUGAACCAGUGGUGCAGUUUGGGCCAUUUGUGAUGAACAGUCAACAAGAGAUUGAUCGGACAAUUGAAGAUUAUGAGAAUUAUAGUAAUGGGUUUGAGAAAGCGAGGCAUUGGAGAUCUGAAGCCAUGAUUGAUCCUAAACUCUCAAACUAAUAUUAGUUGUACAUUUUUUAACUUUUAAUUUUUAUUUUGGUAAUUGUUUGAUUUCAAGUGAUGAAUGGAAAAUGAGUUGACAAUGUAUUGAAAUGUAUGUAACUCUCUUAAGUUAAUGAAUGAUUAAAGAUGAAUUAUGAAGCA
This is a messenger RNA of Camellia sinensis, 1143 nucleotides long. NCBI's taxonomy places the organism in Eukaryota, Viridiplantae, Streptophyta, Magnoliopsida, Ericales, Theaceae. The record is from RefSeq and is a predicted model, not a curated record.